Neltuma alba is the source of this 1397-nucleotide messenger RNA. Its product is annotated as peroxidase 20-like. NCBI's taxonomy places the organism in Eukaryota, Viridiplantae, Streptophyta, Magnoliopsida, Fabales, Fabaceae. Gene Ontology annotation, biological process: hydrogen peroxide catabolic process; response to oxidative stress. The coding region runs from base 243 to 1244 and encodes 333 amino acids. The record is from RefSeq and is a predicted model, not a curated record. The transcript is spliced from 4 exons. Gene Ontology annotation, molecular function: heme binding; peroxidase activity.
ACGGAUAUAAGGAGACAAUUAAGUCAAGUUGGUUGUAUCAACCCUUAAAAAAAUAACAGCUGAGAAAAUUCUGCACACGAGGUUGGUUGGGAAAACAUGAGACCACUACUACCAAACGGAACAAGAAAACCUCCUUAUCAGUUAUAAGAUCUUACUUGGCUUGGCUUACGCAUGUUGAGUACAAAAUUCUGUGACGUUCUCCUUCUCAGUAAUCCGAGUGCAAGAACUCACAAUUUCCUUCAAUGGAGUUUAUGAGACUCCUAUUAAUGGUGUUUACUAUUUUGUACAGCACAAAAACUCCGAACGGUGAAGGCCCUCUUGUUUAUGGCUACUACAAGGAGACGUGCCCCUUGGCUGAAGAUAUUGUGAGACACAACGUGGAGGUUGCAGUGUAUAAAGACCCUCGUUUGGCAGCCUCGCUACUUCGCUUACAUUUCCACGAUUGCUUCGUCAUGGGGUGUGAUGCAUCGGUUCUCCUGGACAGCGUGGAGGGCAUGACAAGUGAAAAACAGGCAGGACCGAAUCUGAAUUCAUUACGAGGAUUUGAGGUUAUAGACAAGAUUAAGUAUUUGCUUGAAGAGGAAUGUCCUCAUACGGUUUCUUGUGCUGAUAUUCUCGCCUUGGUUGCUCGUGAUGCUGUUGUAUCGAGAGGAGGGCCAACGUGGGAAGUGUUCCUGGGAAGAAAGGAUUCCCUCAAGUCAAGCUUCAAUGGAGCCAACCAGUUCAUCCCUGCUCCAAAUUCUUCUUUGGAAACUCUCAUAGACAAUUUCAAAGCGCAGGGUCUGGACGUACAUGACUUGGUAGCCCUAUCAGGCAGCCAUACCAUAGGAAGGGCAAGAUGCACAAGCUUCCGGCAGAGGAUUUAUGAAACAAAGCCUGAAUAUCAUUAUGGCUAUGAUCGUUACAGGCGGUAUACAACCUUCAGAAGAAUCCUGCGGUCCAUAUGCCCUGUCACGGGAAGGGAUCACAAGGUCGCACCACUGGAUUAUGAAACCCCAACCAAGUUUGAUAAUCAUUACUACGUAAACAUCCUCGAAGGAAACGGAUUGUUGGGUUCUGAUAAUGUUCUGAUCAGCCAGGACCAUGAGGGAGUGAUUAGAGAACAAGUGUGGGCUUAUGCUUCAAACCGAAAGCUUUUCUUUGCUUCGUUUGCCAAGUCCAUGAUCAAGAUGGGAAAUAUCAACGUCCUCACGGGAGAUGAAGGAGAAAUCAGGAGGCAUUGUAGGUUUGUCAACAGUUAUUAACCUGAGAAGUUGAUGUUCAGAUCUAAUUUUUAUUAUUAAUGCCUGAGAUAUUAUGCUGUAUGCGCAAGUAUAGGCCAUGGGAUUCUGGUAUGAUCCAGAAUGAUUAUGGAUUCAUAUUUGCCCCAGUUAUAUAUACUUUAAAUCAUUUGACAA